AUGCAUCAACAGGGAACUCGUGUGAGUUUCUUAGAGGAGAAGCCUCACACUAAGGGUGUUAUCAACAACAUAAUGUUCAUGCCAUGGGACGAUGUGUGUUUUGUUACUGGUGGCAAUGAUCAUGCUGUAAUACUUUGGACAGAGAGAGACGGGGAGACCUGUUGGAAACCUAAAAUGCUGCAUAGUAAUAUGCAUUCCUCAGCUGUAAUGGGAGUCGCUGGGAUGCAGCAGAAGCAGAUUGUGAUAUCUGCUGGUACGGACAAGAGGAUAAUUGGAUAUGAUUUACUUGCUGGAAGAGUGGAUUACAUGCAUCACGUGGAAAGCAAAUGCAUGAGUAUUCUACCUAAUCCACAUGACUUCAAUCUCUUUAUGGUUCAGACCGGUACUCCAGAGAGGCAACUUCGAUUGUUUGAUAUGAGGUUGAAACAUGCAGAAGUCCAUGCAUUUGGUUGGAAGCAAGAAAGUAGUGAGUCACAGUCUGCUCUGAUAAAGCAGGCUUGGUCUCCUGAUGGUUUAUAUAUAACAUCUGGCUCAGCGGAUCCUGUGUUCCACUUAUUUGAUGUGAGGUACAAUGCUCACGAGCCUUCACAAUCAAUAAGAGCUCAUAACAAUCGAGUCUUUAAAGCUGCGUGGCACUAUGCUCGUCCCCUUAUCAUCUCCAUAUCCUCCGACUUGAACAUUGGAUUGCACAAUAUCACAUAAAGUUCUAUCGAAGCAGUAAUCAUGCCCUGCGUUUUUGCUCCUCAUUUUGUCCCAAUGUUCAGGGAACUUUGUAUCUUGCCUUGCUGCUUAAGAGGCUUUUUUGGAUUGAACACAAGAUAUAUUAUUCACUAAAAUCUGG
Molecule: messenger RNA, 841 nt
Organism: Ilex paraguariensis (yerba mate)
Lineage: Eukaryota; Viridiplantae; Streptophyta; Magnoliopsida; Aquifoliales; Aquifoliaceae
Source: the annotation of a GenBank genome assembly